AUGACCUGGUGUUAUGAAGUGCGAGGCACUCAGUACCACUGGGUCACAAGCCUGUAUGAAAGAAGUAACCUACCCAUCCUUCCAGCAAUCGUGAAGACUCUCAGUGAGGCUGUUAAAUUGAGGGCUGCUGAACUUCAAAAGCAGAAAUCAAAUCACUCCAAAGCGCUCAGAGUGCGGAUGAAGGUGGCAAGAGCAGAAGACCAAGAGGCCCGGAAAAAGUGGGUUAAAUGUCAAGCCAUCGUUCACUCAUAUGGUCAAGACGACAAGGGAGAUGAUGAACUGGGGGACGUGGCCGAAGUAACUGUCAUCAGCAACAGAACCUGUCGCUGUGGUUCAGCUUCUCACAAAAGAACAACCCACAGAUCUUGCCCUCUCAACACCACGAAAUAA
Porites evermanni is the source of this 390-nucleotide messenger RNA. The record is from the annotation of a GenBank genome assembly. NCBI's taxonomy places the organism in Eukaryota, Metazoa, Cnidaria, Anthozoa, Scleractinia, Poritidae.